This is a messenger RNA of Brenthis ino (lesser marbled fritillary), 501 nucleotides long. The record is from the annotation of a GenBank genome assembly. Lineage: Eukaryota; Metazoa; Arthropoda; Insecta; Lepidoptera; Nymphalidae.
AUGGCUUUUACUCUAUAUGUCCCUCCUUCUCCUCAAUUCGAGACGGAUAAUGUGAGUGCACCCAAUGAAGGCUUAUGUGACGUCAUUCCAAUGACGACAGGUGAUGGACCGUCAUAUGCUGAGGUGGUAGGAAAUGCAUCGAGUUUGCCUAAAGAACAAAGUAAUAACAAGAGUAGUACGACAAGCGAUAGAAUUGCUAAGAAGUCCAAGAAAAAGUGUGAUAAGCGAAAAGAUGUUUCAGUGGAAGAUGAGAGUAGAAUACAGUCAGAUUUUAAAGAAGAAGAAGUACAGGGGAACGAAAACAAGGAAGAAUGUGAGAAAACUGAUGUUCAAGGUUUACUUUUGAGGAUCCAGGAGAUAAUUUUCAUGAAAAACAUUAACUUUGGGAAGAAAGUAAAAUUGUGUGGAGAAGUUGUUUAUGAUUGGUUGUUAUAUUUUGUCACGGAGUGGGUGUCUGAGAUGUCCGUUUUUAAAAACUUAUUUAAACAUGGCCACACAAGU